Hydractinia symbiolongicarpus is the source of this 2915-nucleotide messenger RNA. RefSeq lists its product as uncharacterized. The record is from RefSeq and is a predicted model, not a curated record. The transcript has a single exon. NCBI's taxonomy places the organism in Eukaryota, Metazoa, Cnidaria, Hydrozoa, Anthoathecata, Hydractiniidae. The coding region runs from base 1260 to 1772 and encodes 170 amino acids.
UGUGGCGUUCUAAUACUUGUUCUACGGCAGAUGCAAUGGCAAUCUCCCAGCUGUGGAUGGUUUCCUCCAGUGAGAAAACUAAAUUGUGGUCACGAGCUUGUGCAGAUAUAUUAGCAGUGAGAUUCCAAGCAAACAUUGGAAUGUCCAAUUUGAUAUCACCUAUGGAUAUUAAUUAAAUUAGAAUUGUGUUGAAUGUAAUUGUUUGUAACUAAGGAAUUUACUAUUGUCAGUUGUAAUUUAAAUUAGAAACCAUGCUUCUGCCAAUAUUGAAAAAAUAUUUGUAUCAGUUCUUACAGCUCUUAAGUGAAUUUCUACCUAUUCUUCUAAUUCACAUUUUAUAUAUGCCUUAUCAUUACAGACACGGCUAACGGGCUUUUAAUAACUUGUAUUUUAAAUUUUGCAACUAUGGAGUUAUCCGCUGCAGCAGUUAAGUACUUUAUCUAUGCUUGCUUGUAAUUUAAUUUUAUGUAGAAUGUAAAUUCUAUGACUAUGUAGAAAUUAAUACCCUCUUUUGUUCAAAACGUCAUCCGCGAAAUGAAAUACCCGCGAAAUAUACCAUUUUGCCUAUCCGCGUAAUUAAAUACCCGCAAAAAUUUGUACUCCUAAGGUAUUUUUAGUAAAGAGAAUUUCUUCAUUUUCGUAAAGUGUGAUAUUUGAGGAGUAGUGCGCAGUUUUGUAUAGCUAUGGUGAUCAGCAUAGCACAUUCUGUUUCUCUGCCGUAUGGCACACCUUCAUCGGGGACAAAUGACUAAUAGUAAUAAUUUUUUCCGAUUCCUGAUAUGAAGGUAGUGAUUUUACUUUAUCGGCCAACGUUAAUUUUCGUCAUAAUCGGCUGAAAGAAAAAUACGAAAGAAAAAAGAAAAAGCGGUCAUUGAUUUAAAUUCGCGUCGAUUUGAGCUUUCUCUACUUGUAAUUCUACAGAUUUUCCCGUGUUUGUGUUCAAAAAAAAAUGCUUUACUUAUGUAAGAAACUUGCAUGAAGUUCAGGUCCAGCAAACAACCUUGUUAGCAGUAGUCCAAAAACGGAGUUAGGUACGAAUUAUGUCGAAUUACGUAAAAAACUAUGGGAAUGUCAGGAAAAGUCGAUUCGGCAAAUCAGUUUCUAUUAGUUACAAUAUGUGUAAUUGACGUCAGAUUGUUUUUACUUAUGACGUCAAAUGAUAUUAUAAAUAUCUUUGGUUUUCAAAUAAGCCUUAGCGAAGUAAGACGCAAAUCUAAGGACGAAAAAUUUGAAGGUUUAAGUGACUUGAUGUUGCAACUAUGCAACAUGUUAAACGUAUCGAAGAACUUUUAGAGAAUCGCUGUACAUUCACCAAAUGUACAUUAGCGUCAUUAAUUGAUGACAUUGCAUUGCCAUUUCCAUCUAUUGAUGUUGACGAAGAAAACAUUGGUGAAGUUUUGACACUUCCAAACACUAAUAGUAAAGUUGGAAGAUGUUUAAUACAGGAAGUGCUUCCAAACAGAAUGACACCAUCUUCUAGUGUUGACGAUGUCCAGUUAAUUGUCAAUGAUGGUGACGUGGAUAAUGACAGUUGUUCAAUAAUUUCAUUUGAUAGUAUUUCAUCCCUACCUAUCAGUGAAGUAAACAUCAGUGAUGGAUGUUUAAUACAAGAAUUGUUUCUAUGUAGAAACAUUUCUAUUACAUCAUUUGGUAAUGAUAACAUUGCGAAAGAUAGUCCUGUUGAAAUAAUCAAACCGGCUGAUUUAGAUCAGAUCGCUUCAAACAAAGGUAAACAUUUCAAAUCAAUAGGGAACGGUUCCAUAGUUAUUUAGUUAUAAUAAUUUAUAUGAUGAAUUUAGUUAAUUCAAUUAAUUGUAAAUUUAAUGCUUGACUUUUUACGAGUAUUGAAAAUCGGAUAAUAGGUAACAUUUUUCUACAGCAUUUGUGAUUAUACUUUUUUUUAGAAUGUAUAAAGACAAAAUCCAACUCGUUAGCUAAAGAAUUUCUUCCACGUGAAGAACAUCCGCCAUCUUUAUAUCCUUUGGUGUUUUUAAAUCCACUUGCAGGAGAGUUUGAACGCAUUGAUAGCAUCUACGAUGAACCAAAAAGACUCGCUCCGCGUAAAAACUUAUACAAAUCUGAACAAAAUGCUGACCCGUUUCAAAUCAAAGUAAUUGAGUCAAUCGUGGUCGCACAAAAAAGAAAAAACAUUUUUAAAAAGUGUUUCCAUUGGAUACGAAAUAAAAUCCGAAAACACUAAGUCACAACUAAUUUUACGCAACUUACGCAACAUGCUACAUCAAUCAUUGAAAAUUAAACAACGCCCGUCAACUUAACGCCAUGCACUUCAAAUAUUGCCGCCAACAGGAGUUAAAAUGUUUAGAAUAAGUUACAUACGAGCAUCUCACGAAACCUCGUCCCCAGGGUUCUGUAGCCCCUGAGUCUUUAUCACGGAGUGGUCAACAAUCCCCGCUAUCUACUUUAUCAACAAGGCAAAAUGCCCUGAGAACGAGGUUCCAUCUCAAGGUCUCUUGGCAAGAGCCUUUAAUUCUAAAAGCAAAAUGCUAUAGGUAUUUCCAUUGAUUUGAUUUUAAGCGCACGACGUGGGUACAAAAAGGAUAUACGCAUAAACGAUUGAUGUCUAGCUUUACGCAAAGUAAAUAGGAUUCUUGAAUGUCAACCAGGACUGUUUUAUUUGGAUCGCCGAAUUUUUUAAUUUUUUAAUAUCGAUAAAGUAGGCAAACAACACUUUCGUUUGCAUGAUACUUUGUGUGCUAUAUGUUUUCUCUCCAUACUUUGAAUAGUAUUUCAAGUAUACUCUUGGAAUGAAUGUGUUCCAUCUUAUUUUGGGUAUCGGUAGCUCAAUCGGGAGAUGCUCGACUCAUGAUUCGCAAUUGACGGGGUACAUCUCUCAAAAUUAAUGAGACUAACCACAAAAAAUACAAAUCACCAACAUCCCUAAAACCCACCACUAU